UCUCUGCCUAGCAUGGGGGGGCUUUCUCCCCGAAAAAGCGGCGUGCUGGAACUUGGCCCCACAAGAAGCAUUCCCCACCAGAAGCAGGUUUGAGGGACCCAAUCUUAGGGUGACUCUCCUGGCUGAAGCUUCACAUCCUUCCUGCUUCCUAGGUUAAGGCAGGAUCAGCCUUCCAAAUGUUCGCCGGUGCUCAGCCAGGGCCCCACCUGAGAGGACAGAAUGCUUAAGUUCAGGCCUGGGGCCUGUGAACGCCCCCACACGUGGCCCAGCCGAUACCGCCACCUCCUCAUAACCGUGUGUGGGCAGGACACCAAACAAUGCCAGUAUGGACAGAAUAGCUUAUGAUGCUUAUCCCCACCCACCACUUCCGAGACAUUGAGCGGAAGCCAGAAUACCUCCAGCCGGAGAAGUGCGUCCCACCUCCCCACCCCGGUCCUGUGGGAACCAUGUGGUUUAUCCGCGACGGCUGUGGCAUUGCCUGUGCCAUUGUCACCUGGUUUCUGGUCCUUUACGCGGAGUUUGUGGUCCUCUUUGUCAUGCUGAUUCCAUCCCGAGACUAUGUGUACAGCGUCAUCAACGGAAUCGUGUUCAACCUGCUGGCCUUCUUGGCCCUGGCUUCCCACUGCCGGGCCAUGCUGACGGACCCCGGCGCGGUGCCCAAAGGAAACGCCACUAAAGAAUUCAUCGAGAGUUUACAGCUGAAGCCCGGGCAGGUGGUGUACAAGUGUCCCAAAUGCUGCAGCAUUAAGCCCGACCGAGCCCACCACUGCAGUGUUUGUAAGCGGUGUAUUCGGAAGAUGGACCACCACUGUCCCUGGGUCAAUAACUGCGUCGGCGAGAACAACCAGAAGUACUUUGUCCUGUUUACAAUGUACAUAGCUCUCAUUUCCUUGCACGCCCUCAUCAUGGUGGGAUUCCACUUUCUGCAUUGCUUUGAAGAAGACUGGACAAAUCAGCAGCAAGCCUACAGACUGCCCAGGGAAGGGACAGCAGAGGCCCGAACCUCUCUUCAUGAAAUAAAGCAGCCCCUUAAAAGUUCCACAGAGUGCAGCUCCUUCUCGCCACCCACCACGGUGAUCCUCCUCAUCCUGCUGUGCUUCGAGGGCCUUCUGUUCCUCAUUUUCACAUCAGUGAUGUUUGGGACCCAGGUGCACUCCAUCUGCACAGACGAAACGGGCAUCGAGCGCCUCAAACGAAAGCACCAGCCCAGGGAGCGCAGGGCCAGCUGGAAGUCGGUAAAGGAGACCUUUGGUGGGGACUUCUCCCCGAACUGGUUCAACCCCUUCUCCCGACCGUGCGACCCAGAGCCUCUCAGUGACAGGGACUGGGUGCGGCAGGUGGCCUCGCUGUCCGACAUGGACAACACGGAGACGACAGAGGAGCAGUCGGAGGAGAGGAAGGAUGAGGACUCUGUGGAGGUGAUAGAUGAGUGAAGCUGCCGUGGAGGGAGGGCCGGACACCGAGAAGCCGCUGGCGACCCCGGCUGCGGGUGUCAUGGCCACGGCGUGUCGUGAUGCGCCACCCUGCACCCCACCGCUCCCUGCGGACCCCUCGCUGUCAUCGCCAGCCCCUGUGCCCCCUCCUAUCUCCCCAGGCUGGGGGGGGUGGCUGGGGGUGACAGGGGGAUGAGAGACUCUCGGGGUCCAUCUAAGAAGAGUCUGCCCAGAGUGGGAUUGUCUGUUCUUCCAGAGGGUCCUUUGUGACCGGCAUGGCCCGGCCAGCAAAGGACGCUCUAAACUGGGCAGCCCAGGGGCAGGGAGGAACUUGCCUUUGGAUUUUCCUGGGAUGUCUGUCUCCUCUUGGGAAGGUUGGCGCCCCGGCUCCUGACUUUUGAGAAUAAAGGCCAUGAUGUUAUGACGGGACAGGGCAGGGCUGGCCUCGGGGCCUGGGGUAGACACUGACACCAGGAGAGACAGCCUCGAAAGUUUGCAGAGGCCCAGCUGCUCCCGGAAAGGCUUCCCUGAGCCUGUCUACACAGAAGAAGGGCAGGGCUGCCACAGCAGCUGGCACGGGCCAGGCUGGGUCUGAGGAGGGCCCCAUGCCCCAUACUGGGCUGCGCACACACACAUACGUGUGACACGUGCCCGGGGUUGGAAACGUGGGUUCUGACCGUAACUGUGUCGGGACAGUGGCACCAAAACUCAGCUCCCUUUCCAUCCCAAAGAUGCUAGAAUCGUCACGGAGCCGGGCGGCUUGGAGCCAUCCUGCCUUGUGGCUACAGGUCUGUCCAUUCACAGACAGGGACGGGGGAGAGGACCUAUUCAGAGCUGCUGGGGACCCUCUGACCGCCCCCCUGAGAGCUUAAUUAACUUUCCCUCUGGAGGGAGUCUAACAACCCAGUUGUGCAGAACUGACCAGAAAUCUGGCCCCUGUGUUUUAGGCCAGGUCUCCUAGGAUAGGGUCCAACUUGUCUCUCUGAAGGGUGGGUGGUGGCCAGGGCCUGCAGAUGGAUGGACCGGGAAGACCAGACAGACUCACGAGCACACACACACACACCGCACUUUGCCAGGAUGAGCCUGGGCCCCGGCCACUCCAUGUGAAGCCUGAAGUGUCCGUGGCCAUCACCGAAGGCCUUGGCAGGGGUCCUGGGGCUCUGAGACCCCGUUCCAACAGGUGCCGAAGAGGCGUCUUCCACACAAAGUCCUACCGAAGGGUUCGGGUCUCAGUCUGGUGUUAAGAGUGGAUUCACCACCCCACCUCCCCUAAGUAAACCUUGGUUCUCUCUGGCCCGUCGUCCCAGGGUCAGCGGGCACCAGCAUGGGAGAAGGGCUCGGGCACCGAGGCACAGCCUGCCCGUGCCAGGUCUCUGUCCGGGGCUCCAGGCAGAAGAGCAGGACCCCCCCCCCCCCCGCUGCCCCCAGAGGGCCUAUAGCCCCAGUUAAGUGGGGAAGAAGGUCAGAGUUUGGAGGCACAGCCCAGGUCGCUUACGGAGGAAGCUUGUGGGAACCGUAGGAAAGAAGGGGGCCAGGCAGCGGCCUAGUUCUCAGGCAGCAACUGUGAAGGGCAGGGACUCUUGUCACAGAGAGACCCCUUGUCUGUAGUUAAUGACCCACCAGGCCCCAAGGCUAACUGCUCAGAGGGGCUGGUGUUCACAUAGCCACCUGUCUGAAUCUCAGCUCAGAGCCCUUGGAAGACGUCCCGUGAGGGGGGUGAUGGCAGGGCUCUCGCAGUGACAGAGCAACCGGAAAGGCCCGGACCUCCCACACCCAGGCUGUAGCCCUAUCCUCUUGGUCCACAUCAGCUUUAAUAUUUAUUAAUGACGACGUCAGGAGCCCUGGUCAGCUCCGAAGGCCGUUACCUCGCACUCUGGGCAGGCCACGGCCACUUGCCACUUUGGGAGAGCCGUUCUAAGAUCGCAAGAGGCCUGCCAUUUGCUGUCCUAGCCCGGAAGGCAAGCAGACUGCAUACCAAAGACUCCACACUGCGGCAUCACCCCUGGAGGGCAAUUAGAAUAAGGGAAGAGGGUUCCCCGGUCGCUGCUGGCAGGCCCGUGCUCAGAGGGGCGUUGAAGCACCUGCUCGGGGCCAUUGGCCUGAAAGCAGAGGCACCCGGCAACCCCAAAGCCAGUUCUGUCUCUGGCUGUGGGAGACAUGUCACCUGCGGUCAGACUGGCCUCCCCAACGCGCGACUUCCUCUUGUGCUGGCCCUCGGCCACGGCAGAGCCCAUUCUGGGGGCGCAGACGCGUCCGACCCUGAGCUCCCCCCACACCACUGACAGGCGGCCUGCCCUCCGCGGCGGCUGUCGACAGCAUAACACUGUGCUUGCCUCAAACUAACGGGAUCGUAACUUGUCCACACAUGACGAGGACCACGGGGAGGGAGGCUGGGCGCAAGCUUCCACCUCGUGCUCUGGAAUAAAAAGCUCUUUGCUCGA
Molecule: messenger RNA, 3874 nt
Organism: Leopardus geoffroyi (Geoffroy's cat)
Lineage: Eukaryota; Metazoa; Chordata; Mammalia; Carnivora; Felidae
Gene: ZDHHC3
Product: zinc finger DHHC-type palmitoyltransferase 3
Exons: 8
Coding region: 342-1433 (363 amino acids)
Biological process (GO): peptidyl-L-cysteine S-palmitoylation; protein targeting to membrane
Cellular component (GO): Golgi apparatus; endoplasmic reticulum
Molecular function (GO): protein-cysteine S-palmitoyltransferase activity
Source: RefSeq, a predicted model, not a curated record